UCUAUGGGCGAUCCCGACGUGAGCUAAACUCGCAAGCGCUUCCAUAGAAUAUUCUUAGUCUAUUCCCAGUCCACCGAGGGCCGGUUUUCCCUACCCAAUGGAGGAAAUUGGAAUGGAGUCUCUCAGACACUAUGGUCCUACUAGUGAUUUAUCGUUAUCGCUGAUUGGAAGCUGCAUCGGAUUAAUAAUUAUUACUAUGGGACUGACUGCCCUUAGCCUCCGCGGCAGCAGAGAUAGGGGGCAAGCCAGUUCCGGCAAUCCAAUCGCUUUCGUAAACUCGAAUGCGAGUAACUAUCAACAAGCGUGCAGAGGAAGUGCAAUGCCAGCAGGGCGAUGUCCGAAUGUGCUCCGUUAUGGAGGACCAUGCUGUCGUAUGCGCGGGGUGCAGAAGGGGAUUAAACUGGCUAGAAUCUCUUAUUUACAUUACAAUAGUGGAUAGCUACGAUCAACCGCCUGAAUUCCUCUUUUUUAGCUCUUCCAACCCUUUCCUGGCCAAACCCUCGUGGUCACGGGCUUCUCG
This is a messenger RNA of Aspergillus brunneoviolaceus CBS 621.78, 520 nucleotides long. RefSeq lists its product as uncharacterized. The coding region runs from base 98 to 439 and encodes 113 amino acids. NCBI's taxonomy places the organism in Eukaryota, Fungi, Ascomycota, Eurotiomycetes, Eurotiales, Aspergillaceae. The record is from RefSeq and is a predicted model, not a curated record. The transcript is spliced from 2 exons.